CAGUAGAUGCCAUGGAGGAGGAGCUAAAGUGUUCACAAUGUCGAAAAUUUUUCGAAGAUCCUAUUUUACUCCUCUGUGGUCAUAGCUAUUGUAGGCGAUGUGCCUUAAAGGCUCAACAACCCUCUUCUUCCGUUCGACCGGCGACUCCACUUGCGCCACCCGCACAUUUUCCGCAAAUCCUCUCCUCAUCUCCUCUCUCGCCUCAUUGCAGUAGUAGUGGUGCUUCGGAUACGAUCUCUGUUUGUAUAUCCGAUCCUGACCAUGACAGUGAUAAGAUGUCCGUCUUAUCAGAAGCUGACUCUGGUGUUGUGUGUAGUCGAACUUCCCGACCAUCCUCUAUGGUUGGCCCACCCAUUCCACGAAUACCUAGCAUUUUAACUCCAUCAACAAGUGGAGUUAUCAUUUCCUGCGGUGUUUGUCAAAAGCCGUCAUAUUACUCGGAUGAAGUCGCAAUAUCGAAUGCACCGACAAAUAUGGCAAUACAAAAUGUGAUCUCACGUUAUUUUGCACAACAUCCACAACUUGCACCAAAAGAUCCGAAACCGACGUCGGAUGAAGUGAAAAAGGAACCAAAUUGUCAGCUAUGUGAAGAGAAUAUCAAACCAGCUACUGUGUACUGUGAACAAUGUGAUAUUUUUUAUUGCCAACCCUGCCAAGUAGCCCUGCAUCCGGCACGGGGGCCACUGGCCAAACAUACCUUGGUUAGCGCAGCCCAAAGACGUACCACUCCGACACGGACCAUUAAAGAUUUGCGAUGUUCACAGCACAAAGGCGAAGCGUUGACGAUGUUUUGUUUAGUAUGCAAAACAGCAGUGUGUUGUCUGUGUUUACAGGAAGUGAAGCACUCAAGUCAUGACGUUCAAGCACUAUCAGCAACGUGCAAAGCGCAGAAGGCCGAACUUUCCACGACUCUUCAACAACUCAGCGAAAAAGCCCGAACGGCAACGGAAGAAAUUGGCCGGUUAAAACAAAUGCACGAUAAUCUCAAUAAUUCAUGCAACGACUUCAAGUCGAAUUUGUGCAUACAAAUAGAUGCAUUGAUCGAGCAACUGCAAACGAGAAAAGAGCAGUUAAUGCGACAUGUCGAAGAAGAAAAGGAUCAUAAGAAGCAAAUACUCCGAGAACAAAUUUCGCGCUGUACGGCAAAACUAUCCCGGACAACAGGAUUAAUCCAAUUCUGUAUUGAAGCUCUAAAAGAACCGGAUGCAGCUACAUAUUUACAGCACUCCGCAGCUUUGUUACAUCGUUCAACGAGUCAAGAGUUCCUAUGGCAUCGAGAAAUGAAAACAAAACCAGACAUCGAUCCAGAAUUCAUAUUAAACCUUGACACUAAACAUCUACAGUAUUCCAUACAAACCCUGGACUUUGCUCAAAUGAAAGUGCCUUCACCACCGAUGAUCGAUGCUGCCGAAUGCUCGGCCGAGAACAAUUCGGUGACGAUCGUCUGGCGACCGAGACAAGACGGUUGUGCCAUAGAUGGAUUCAGUCUUGAAAUUGACACUGGAAAUGAUGACGGGAAAUUCAAGGAAGUCUACUGCGGUCGUGACACGAUUUGUACCAUCGACGGAUUGCAUUUUAACACUGUCUAUACAGCUCGUGUGAAGGCUUUUAAUGCUGCUGGUGACAGCGAAUAUAGUGAACCAAUUUGUUUACAAACUGCUGAAGUAGCCUGGUUCCAAUUGACCAAAUCCCCAUCUCAACGAGAUAUGCAACUAUCGAACGAAUGCACAUCAUUAACUGGUACAAGCUUGGAGUAUAGGACGAUACUUGGAUCCAUUGCGUUCUCUAAGGGUGUUCAUUAUUGGGAAAUAAGCGUUGUUCGUCACGAUAGCAACGCUGAUAUCGUCGUGGGUGUUGCUCAACCAGCUGUAAACAGAAAUAUUAUGCUAGGCAAAGAUCUUCAUGGUUGGUCAAUGUACGUAGAUGGAGAGCGGUCGUGGUAUCUCCAUAAUGAAACACAUCACAGUCGAAUUGUUGGUGGGAUAGGAAAAGGAAGUGUCAUUGGCGUGAAAUUGGACUGUAAUCGCGGAACAAUCGAAUACAUUAUCAAUGAUAGGAAACGAAUGUUCGAGAAGAACACGUUUGCAUUUACAAAUCUGCCCCGUGGCCUCUACUAUCCAGCAUUUUCGGUGAAUUGCAAUUCAACGAUCACUAUCCAUACUGGACUAUGUGCACCGUCAAGUUCAAGCAGCGACAGUGAGUAG
Cylicocyclus nassatus is the source of this 2204-nucleotide messenger RNA. The record is from the annotation of a GenBank genome assembly. Lineage: Eukaryota; Metazoa; Nematoda; Chromadorea; Rhabditida; Strongylidae.